AUGGCAUUUUUAUUGCUCGUGGCCAUGCAUUUUGGCACUGUUCUGACAGAACCAUCCAUGAAGUCCAGUUCUAUCAGUUCAGUGACUGUGUGGCCGAAGACAUUAUUUCCCGUUGAAUUAGGACAAACUGUUACUUGGGUGUUUAGUCCUGUUGGAGGUGCUGACUACGAUGUUAACUCGGCACUCAGUUUUGAUAUCGGUGGUCAGAGAGCUUACCGCGUUCAAAAAGACAAGUGUGGCGGUCCUCUAGAGAAAUAUUUUUCGUGCAUUUACAAACCUCAAAACGAAAUCUCGGUCACUUUCACACCAGAAGAAUCUCAUUAUGGACAGAUGUUACAAGUUUUUUAUUAUAAGGAUAUGUAUUCCUUGUGGCUUGCAGAUACACCUGCAAUAUUCUCUGAAACUAUUCAGUUGAUUAAACAACCUACAUUUGUUAAAAUGGCUAUGGAACUAAAAGAAGCUUCUCGCUAUAUUCAUAGUGUACCAACCAAUCUUCGUUUGGACCCUCCAAUAUUUCUUACAGGCUCAAAUGUUAGAAUUGAAUGUUCUACUGAUGGAUCGUUACCUCCAGCUCCAAUAAGUUUCAGUAUUGAAUGCCCACUUCCACCAACAGCUGUUGUUGAACACGAUCGAGUUACUCAAGCUAAACAAAAUUUAGCCUAUGAAGUUUUUUAUGCAGCCUAUGGUUUUCGUUCCCCUCCAACACUAUCUGAAUUAGCUCCAUAUGUUGCACGAAAAAACGCUGAUCAACUUCUACGUCUUGGUCAUGUAUCAUCAAGUAAAGAUAACUUAACUUUAACUGCUCGUCUAACCAUUAAUGAAAAGGCACACGAUUGUCAUGUGGUUUGCCGUUUAGGUGGAAAAGAGACACGUCGUAUAUUGACAGUAUACUAUCCAACUACAAUAUCUUAUUUAUUGCCUCGUCCUCGUGAAGGUUUUAUCUAUGUUGGGUCAGAGAUAACGUGCUAUGCCGACGGACACCCACCUCCCAUGUUAUCUCUCCGUCUUACACAACCAUUACGCCCGCCUAACCCACUUACGGUUGAAGAAAUCGACGCUCUACGUCAAGGUGGUCGACUACCUCCUCUAAUUGAAGAUGAUCCUAUAACUAGAGAAUUAACGCUUACUAAUGCAGGACUAGAUAUAGUUCCACAACAGAUUGUACCUUCCCCACCUGGGACCGAAAGUAAAGAUACUUCAUCUGUUGCAUCUUCUGGCACACUUCAUCAGGCCCCAGUGGGUCCUGAUAACAAGUGGCUAAACGGGAAUGGAAAAGAACCUUACGAACGUGCUCAUCGUGUUCCUGGGCUUGGUUUGUCCACUGUGGAGAGGCAUCGUCAAUUAGGUCUCAGACCUGAUGAAUAUAGUAUCCAAGGAGCUACAUUUUACUUAGCACAUAAUGCUACUCCAGGUGUUGAACUUCUUUUAAGUUGCACUGCUCGCAACGUUCUUCCAGGCGAUACAACAUUCUUGGGACUAAAUGGAACAAUUACCCGUACUCGAUUUGUAGUAGCUGUUUUAUCACCGGUUAGUUGGGCUGUAGCACUUGGUAUAUGCUUUUGUGUACUAUUCAUCUUGCUGAUUAUAUUCGGUGUUAUGUUAUUACAAAAAAGAUAUCAAAAUCAAGCAACUCGGAAUGCAAGAAGUACAUCAAGUGGUGGUGGUGCUAAAAAGUAA
This is a messenger RNA of Schistosoma turkestanicum, 1677 nucleotides long. Lineage: Eukaryota; Metazoa; Platyhelminthes; Trematoda; Strigeidida; Schistosomatidae. The record is from the annotation of a GenBank genome assembly.